AUGCAGCUGUCGUGGUACUUGUGCGCAGAGAACCUCAGCAGACCCGAUCACUAUCUCCUCAAUUCGAUGCUUGGCCCCGAGAUGUGGGUCCCUGUGCAGCUGCUCAUGCAGUUUCCAAAAGUUGCGCAAAUGACGUCUGACCACGAUCUUGUGAUCGCGUGUAUGCACGAGCUGCCAUCGCUCGAUGUCUCGCAAGACCGCCAGUUUGUUCGCCCGCGUAACUUCGCUCUCCUCUCCAGCGACGCCACGCUUCUUGUCCGCGGUGCAGAGAGUGCAGACGCCGUGCACGCGGCCCUCGAGGAAGACAUUGGCCCUCUCCCCAUCAUUGCCGAUGGUCGGUCGUUCCUCGUGGAUUGCGCAGCGGUGCAGACAAUGGAGCAGGCCCGCCUCGCCCUCUCAACACGUGGAUGGCGCGUCACCCCAACCGCCAUCGGCAGAUUCGUCCGCAAGGAUCCUGUGCCGAUGCCCGUUUAUGAACAGCCGGUCAUGUUCAACUUCAUGCAGCCGCCACAGCAGCAACAGCAGCAGUCGUUGUACAUGGCACCACCAGUGCACCCGGCGUAUCAGUACAUGCCAAUGUCUCCCCCAUAUGCGCAGGUUGGGUACCCUAUGUAUGUUGCAUCAGAUCCCAUGAUGAUGCCAAUGCGCCCGCUGUACUCUCCUCAAGAGCUGCCUCGCCACCACCGCGAUUCUUCCCGCCACAGCUCAGCAGGAGAUCGGCGCCAUUCACAUUCGCAUUCUCGUUCCCACUCGAGCGGUCCGCGCGACAAGAGCAGGGGGCGCUCGCGCGAGAAUGCGCGCCGGCAGCACGACCGCCGACCGCGCCAUCGCCGACCGGGAUCAGAAUCGGGCGCGAUUGGCCAUCAUCCCCACUCGACUGCACCGCCCGCGUCACACUCGUCCGCGUCAUCCACAGUGGCACCAGCACACGCAGCAGCCACAACAAGUGCAACAGCGGCCAAUGCCCAGGGUGGUGCUGCUCCGCUGACAUAUUCGCAGGUGCAAGCGAGUGUGAUGAGUGCGGGAGAACCGGCAGACAAACUCACGCGUCCGGAACACGCGCCCGUCCUCGAUCAGAACAAGAUUCAGGAGGCGACACAGGCAAUGGGGGACCUGUCCCUUGGUGCACAGUCGCAGUCUGCACCUGUCUCCCCACUCGACGCCCCACACGGCGGUAACGUGUUCACGGCGCCUGAUGCACAGCAGCGCACGGGCCAACAGGCAGCACAACAGCAGCAGCAGCAGCAGCAGCAGCAGCAGCCGCAGCAGCCAGUGAAGAGCAAACAGAAGCAGCAGCAGAAACAGCAGCAGAAACAGCAGCAGCAGCAGCAGCAUCAAAAGCAACAGCAACCGAGCAAGCACCACAAUGGAAAGCAGCCAGGCAAGCACAAUAAGCAGCAAAAGCAGCGAAAACACCAGAAACACCCGCAACAACAACAACAACAACAACACCAACAACAAAAGCAGCAGCAAGAGGUGCAGGUGGUGCCACCAACACCAACGAGUACAAGCAGCAGGAGCAGUAGCGGCAACGUGAAUGACGAGGCAACCCCACCACGCGGUGGCAAGUCAUGGGCUGCCGUGACGAAAGGGAAGCACGCGAAACAGAACGGUGUGCACCUGCAGCAGGAGGAGCAGCAGAACGAACAGCACGGGCAGCAGGAGGAGCAGCAGAACGAACAGCACGGGCAGCAGCCACAACAGCAGCAGCAGCAGCAGCAGCAGCAGCAGCAGCAAGGUGUGGAGGCAAGUUCAGAGGGGCAGCCAGACAAGGCAGUGUGACGAGUGAUGUACACUUCACGCUUGCCCUUAACACCCCAACCCCCAACCCCCUUUUCCUGUUUCAAUGCAUUUCAUAGUGCCUUCAUGUUCCCUGUUUCCGUUGCUUUACUGUGGUCUGUCUCUCUCGUGCUUGUUUCUGUCCGAGCCUACCGCGCGUUGUCUGUGUUGCCUGUCUUGUCCUCGCGACCAUGUUAGAGCCCCAUUGUCACCUUCAAGUUUGCAGCAUUGCGUGCUGGCUUGUCUUCAUUCAUUGUCGCUUCAUCUUCCGUCAUCGACGUUCCUGUUUGUUCUUCCUGCUCGCCUCCUACUCCCCAUCUUCGUCGCAAGUCCAGCACCAAGCGCUCUGCUUGCUUCUUUGCUUCUUUUCCCUUGGCAGUGCCCAACAUCACCAUCAUCAUCACCACCACCACGGUUACCGUGCCAAUUCCUCCCCUCCCCCUUCUUUUUGUUUCUUUUCUUUCUUUCAUUCAUUUUUGUUUCCCAUGCUCUCCUGUUCACAUUUGUACCGUGUACAUAUUUAUUUCUUUGGGCUUGGCGACAGCACCGACAAGAACGCCUCCUGUGCACACGUGAUGGUGGUUGCGGUCCAUGUGAGAAUAUGACAUGAGCUGAGCGGUGCACCAUCGACCACGCUUUCAUCCUUUGUCCCUCAACUCCUUGCAAUCGUCAUCCAUCCCCACCCCCUUGGAAUCCUUUUUUUGUCGCUCUUUCUCUUGUGACCUCCGCCCCCCUCCCUUCUCUUCCAAUCCCCCCUUCCUCCACACCAAGCUAGGCCAGAGCUCCCCAAACCCUUCCUUUGCUGUUGCCGCCCCAAACAACAACAACAACAACAACAACAACAACAACAACAACAACAACAACAACAACAACAACAACAACCGCUGUGGCACACCACACCCCCUAAAUCGUCCUCUCAACUUAUCAUCCUCACGCCAUCAAGUGCUGCGCUGUCACGCAUCACAUUACCUUUGGCAGUUGUACGUUUCCAAUCUGCCUCAUCUUCUUCUUUCCUUCCUUCUGCUUCUGCAGCAGCUUGCGUUUCCGUGUGAUGUCCCCUCCAUAGCAUUUUGCUGUCACGUCCUUCCGCAACGCCUUGACUGUUUCCCGCGCAACAACACGCCCUUUCAUGCUGGCCUGUAUCGCAAUGUCAAACAGUUGCCUGUGUCAUGUGCACGCGCGAUGUGUGUGUGUAUGAUGAACGUGAGCGCGUGUAUGUGUGUGCAUUGACCAUUGUGGUGUGUUUGUGAUAUGUUUUGUAUUUUGUCGUUGUAGAUGAAGAAGUCCUUAGCGCCGUGUGUGUGUGUGUAUGUGUGUGUGUGUGUGUAUGUGUGUGUGUGUGUGAAGGUGCAAUCCCCAUGUCAUUAGCCAUCCUAUCUCUGGCAUCACGUCUCGUGUUCCUACUCUUCUUCCUGUCUCCGUCAGUCUCCUCCCUGCUCCUCUCAAUGUGUAGCUGUGUCUGUCGUCUGUCGAAUACAGCGUGUGCGUGUGCAGAUGGUGCACAAGUCUGUGCUGUGUAGAACACUUGUGGAUGUGGUGCGUGCUGUGCAUGUGUCUGUCUUGCGUCUCAUGUGUGUGCCGUACAUGGACGUCAACCUUUCACCAACACAAUCGCAUCCCCCACCCCGCACGCCUAUUCGCCACCCUGCCAACCCGACCCUGCGCGACUGCACCUGGGGAUAGUUUCCUUGAGCCGUUUGCACAGCGCCUUGCCGCGCGGGAACCCACGGCUGCUGUGCACAAUCGCCGACAGCGCGUCUACGGGUUCGCCGUUGAGCAGCAGCUGCAGCUUGACAAGGUCCGCCGCCUCGUACCCAAGCUCCUCGUAGUCGAACGUCGCAUACCCGCUCGAACACGCCUUCACCUGACGGGCGUGUUGCAUGGGUUUGUUGAUGCAUUGGUGGUGAUGGUGUCAUGAGUG
Messenger RNA from Salpingoeca rosetta, 3700 nucleotides. RefSeq lists its product as uncharacterized. Gene Ontology annotation, biological process: positive regulation of translation. The record is from RefSeq and is a predicted model, not a curated record. Bases 1 to 1782 code for a protein of 593 amino acids. Lineage: Eukaryota; Choanoflagellata; Craspedida; Salpingoecidae. The transcript is spliced from 12 exons. Gene Ontology annotation, molecular function: RNA binding. Gene Ontology annotation, cellular component: cytoplasmic stress granule; cytosol.